AUGCAAGCACUCAAAUGUGUAGUCGUUGGCGAUGGUGCCGUUGGUAAAACUUGCUUAUUAAUUUCUUAUACGACGAAUACAUUUCCUGGUGAAUAUAUACCAACGGUGUUUGAUAAUUAUUCGGCUAAUGUUAUGGUUGAUGGAAAACCCAUUAAUCUUGGUUUGUGGGACACAGCCGGUCAAGAAGAUUAUGAUCGACUCCGUCCAUUAUCCUAUCCACAAACGGAUGUUUUUCUUAUCUGUUUUUCUCUUGUUAGUCCAGCUUCAUUCGAGAAUGUUCGUGCUAAGUGGUAUCCCGAAGUCAGUCAUCAUUGUCCUCAAACACCCAUUGUUCUAGUCGGUACAAAACUCGAUCUACGUGAUGAUAAAGUUGCAAUUGAAAAACUUCGAGAAAAAAAACUAGCACCAAUAUCGAUCCUUCAAGGUGAAGCUAUGCGUAAAGAAAUCAGUGCAGUAAAAUAUUUAGAAUGUUCUGCGUUAACACAAAAAGGUCUCAAGACAGUGUUUGAUGAAGCUAUACGUGCUCAUCUAUAUAUAUUUGAUAUGUAUAAAUAUACAUUAAUCUGUCGUUUUAAAGCGAAAAUGAUUCUUUUUUCAGAUUUUUCGAACGAAGAGGAUAAUAAGAUGACCACCGGUGCAGAUACCAAGACGAGUAUACGUUCAUCAGAAGUAAAACUGCAAGAGGAAAAACGGCGUCUAGCAUUAUUGCAAGAAUCAUUAACACGUUCGAAUGUAUUAACAAGUGGUAUGGUAUCAACACUUGAUAAUUUCGAACGAAAACUUGAAUCAUUAGAUGAACUAGUAACACCUGUAUAUGAAGCAACGAACGAAUUAGGUUUUCUCUUGAAUAAUGUCGAUCAAAGUUUAUCAUUAGUUGAUUCUAUCCUUCACUUUUAUGAGAUAUGUAGUGAAUUACAAACAACAGUAUCCUCGGGUCCAGGCGGAAAUUUAGCUGAGUAUCUGUUAGAAUUGGAUCGUCUUCAAGAUGCCGUUAAAUAUUUCAAAAGUACUACUUCUGUCAGUGAACGUGAACGUGUUGUACAAUUAUUUGAUCUCGGACGACAACGGCUUGUUGAAGAAACAGAUAAACUUAUUUUACGAUACGCUAAUCCAUUGUCACCGAAAGAGUUAACUGAAUUAUGUGAAAUGUCCGAAACAAAUAGAAACAAUAUUCAUACCAUGCAAGAAGUCGAUAUGGGUAAUUUGAGAAUGAUAAUAGAAUGGUUUAUUUCUCAUGGUUUUCGACAGGGUCUUAUCGAUUCCUAUGCAACGAAACGAGGCAUGAUGAUUCGACGUUCUCUGCAACUCCUUGCAGAACAUUUAGGCAAACAAGCAGUUCGUCGUGGCUCAACAAAUGUUAUUAUACAGAGUCCACAUAUGUUACAGAGUGGCCUAUCGGCAGCAGAUGCAACGAAACGUUCAGGGAAACUAUUCGGUGAUAUGGGGCGUCGUUUUAUGCGACCAUCCGGUGGUAAUAUAUUACCUCGAGGUGGAAGUUCUCCUGUGUCAACAUCAUUAUCAAUAAUAGAAGAUAAUGCUAUGUUUGAUUCCAGCGACGAUCGUGAUACAAAUAAUUAUAAGUUAUUACUUGAUGCAUUUAUAAUUCUCUUGCAACGCGACCGUGAUUUACUUAAUUAUGUUUUUCCUACUGAGUUACAAGCACUGGUUUUUACUAAACUGGUUGAAUUACCAUUAGUACAUAUGCAUGAAGAAGCUCAACGUUUGUGUGAAUCAAUUGAACGAUUACCACACAAAUUAGAUUCUGGUAAAUUAGCAAUUUAUGGAAUUUUUUCAAUUCUAAGAUGGUUUUUUCAAUCACGAGCAACAUUUUCUAAAUUUUAUCAAGAAAGUGACGUUACUCGACAGCAACAAUUUACUACACUUUCAGCAACAUUCGAACAUUCGGCAGUUACUUGUCUUCGAGCAAUUUUAGAAGAAGUUAAUUCAGAUGCAUCACCACUGAGCCAAGGUGGCAAUGUGCAUCCAUUAACAUCGCAUGUUUUGGCAUUUAUGGAAGGCUUAUUAAUUUAUGAAGUUAUUGCAACAAUAAUUGCUUCGCUUUUUGUUCAACAAGAACAACGAACGAGUAGUGGUGGUUUAUCAGGAGCAGAGAAAGGUCUCUAUGAUCUAGGAGCUUAUUUUGCUCGAUUAGUUCGAUCACUUUAUGGUAAUCUAUCAAAGAAAAUUGAUGGUCACACAGCACGUACUGAUACAACAAUUCGAUCAAUAUUUCUUCUUAAUAAUAUUAAUUAUCUUCUUAAACGUCUUGAAAAGUCACCUCUUUUGGCGCUGAUUCAACGAUGUGAGCCAGAUUUUAAAUCAAAAUAUGAAGCGGAUUUUCAAAAUACUUUGAACGAAUAUACAAAAUGUUACAGUUCAGUAAUUAUUCCUAUUCAUCAAAUGCUUGAAUACGAUAACAAUAAUCGUUUAUCUGAUGCAAAGUUACGUGAUCGUGAUCGGGAAACAUUGAAAGAAAGUUUUUCAUUGGUAAAUACAGCUAUCGAUACUAUUCGACAGCAAAGUGAACAAUAUAUUGUUAGUGAUGUCGACUUACGCAAUCGUUUACGAAAUGAAGGAAAAAAUAUAAUUGUUGAAUUAUAUAAAAGCUACUAUAGUAAAUUUGCACAUAAAGAUUUUACGAAAAAUCGUGAAAAAUAUAUUCGAUAUGAACCUCGUCAACUUGAAAUAGCCAUUGAAAAAUUUUUUGAACAUCAUUCAUGA
Molecule: messenger RNA, 2721 nt
Organism: Rotaria socialis
Lineage: Eukaryota; Metazoa; Rotifera; Eurotatoria; Philodinida; Philodinidae
Source: the annotation of a GenBank genome assembly